CAGUGCGGCGUUAAACAUGGCUGCUCUCAGUAAGUCCAUACCUCACAGCUGCUAUGAGAUCGGACACACAUGGAGUACCUCAUGUACGACCUCUACACUGCAGGUGACAGCCGGUGCCCUGGAAGCCUCCUUCAAAAUAUAUGCUCCUCUUUAUCUGAUUGCAGCCAUCCUAAGACGAAGGAAAAAGGAUUAUUACAAGAAAAGGCUGGUUCCUGAGAUCCUGCAAUCCACUUCUUUCCUGACCGCAAAUGGGGGCCUCUACAUUGCAUUCUUCUGCAUUCUUCGGAAGUUGCUGGGACGUUUCUACUCCUGGUCAGCUGGUUUUGGUGCAGCACUGCCUGCCUCAUACAUCGCCAUAUUAAUAGAACGGAAAAGCAGGAGAGGACUUCUAACAAUUUAUAUGGCAAACCUGGCAACAGAGACGAUUUUUCGUAUGGCUGUCACAAGGGGUCUCAUUAAUCCUAUGAAACACGGAGAGGUUCUUCUCUUCUGCCUGACUGCAUCUCUUUACAUGUUUUUCUUCAGAUGUAAAGACGGACUAAAUGGCUUUGCGUUCUCUGCCUUAAAAUUUAUUGUUGGAAAGGAGGAGAUCCCAACACACUCUUGUCUGGCCGAGCAGACAUACCCACAAGGCUCAGAGAGAGCCGUGGUACCGCCAGAGCAAAGACCAGAGCGCACACCUGCCUCUAGGAAGAGCUGCAUCAGAGCACUUGCACGCAGACUGCUAGAUUCAGUAUGCAAACAUGGACCCAGGCAUAGAUGUUGCAAACACUAUCAAGACAACUGCAUCUCCUACUGUGUUAAAGGGUUCAUCCGGAUGUUCAGUGUGGGUUACCUCAUUCAGUGCUGUCUGAAGGUGCCAUCAACAUUCAGACAGGUCUUUACGAAACCCUCUUCCCUGCUCUUGCUACUCUACAACAAAGAGAACUUCCAGCUAGGAGCUUUCCUUGGAUCUUUUGUCAGUAUAUACAAGGGCACAAGCUGUCUACUGAGAUGGAUGCGUAACCUGGAUGAUGAGCUCCAUGCUCUUAUAGCAGGUUUUCUUGCUGGGACCUCAAUGUUCUUCUACAAGAGCACCUCCAUCUCAAUGUACCUCUUCUCCAAAUUAGUGGAGACGCUAUAUUUCAAAGGAAUCGAAGCAGGCAGGUUUCCGUACUUCUCUGAGGCGGACACAAUCAUUUAUGCAAUCUCCACCGCCAUCUGUUUCCAAGCGGCUGUUAUGGAAGUGCAAAAUCUGAGACCCUCAUACUGGAAGUUUCUACUGCGGUUGACGAAGGGCAGGUUUGCUCUGAUGAACAGAAAAGUGCUUGAUACGUUUGGAACCGAGUCUUCCAGAAACUUCGGUGACUUCAAACCUAAACUGGACCCCAGAUACGUGCUAUGUCCAAUGGACAUGGAUGUGCAGCUGGGCUGACAGACCCUGGGACACCAGGAAUGACACAAAGGCACGGAAAACUCUCGAUAUUGCACACACUAUUACAUUCUCUCGUCUUGAAACUCUAUGUCAUUAAAUGGGAAGUGAAUGUGUGAAGGCAGUAAUAUGUUUACUUUAAUGAUGAUGAUGAUGAUAUAAAACAUUUUGUUAUGUAAUCACUGCAGGCAAUACGUGACCUCUGUGUGCAUGAUAUCAGCACUGGUUCAACUGAAGAUAAUUUAAAGUUCAUAGGAAUGGUUGCUUGUUAUUUACUACAUUCUCAAGGGCACAAUGGUGACGGAGAAUGUGUUCACACUAACUCAGAACUUCCUGUAUGUUCCCUGCACAGGAUUUGACCUGCAAUCUUUGUGUAUCAUAACCACUAGGCUUUGAGAUUAAUUUUGUUUUUAAUGUUUUUUAAUCCGAUGUAUUGAAAUGUUCAGACACUGCUGUUUAAAACAUGGCGUCGUGUACCUCCUGAAGGUUAUACUGGGAUGCUGGAUAAUUUUUGGUCAUUUUCAUUUCAAAUUCUGUCUUGGUUACCAAAAUUAAGCAAAUCAGUAAUUAACUUUCUUUAUCUGCCACAGUCACAUUAUGCAGGUUAGACCAUCAGAAAAAGAUCUUACUGACAUCACUGUUGGAUUAGAUCUCUUCUUUAUACUCCGCAUGUUCUUUGUCCUUAGAGAUAGAAAUAUAUUGAGACAUUCUCUAUAACUUAAGUAGAGGCGUAAAAAUAUACUAGUACAAAAACCUUUAAUUGCAGAUUUACUAUUCACAGAUAUUCUUUUGGCAGAUUAUCACUUAUUUGAAUGGACUUUAGCCUUCACUUUCUCUAGCAGAGCUUUUUGAAUUAGCAAUAACAAUAUAGAGUAAAAUCGUACAAUAUAAUCAGCGUCUUGCUGUGUAUUUGAAACUGUAAUUUAUGUAAAAAGAAAAAAACCUUAUGUCUUUGAUGUUUGUAUAA
Xyrauchen texanus (razorback sucker) is the source of this 2378-nucleotide messenger RNA. Its product is annotated as transmembrane protein 135-like. The transcript is spliced from 15 exons. The record is from RefSeq and is a predicted model, not a curated record. Bases 17 to 1414 code for a protein of 465 amino acids. NCBI's taxonomy places the organism in Eukaryota, Metazoa, Chordata, Actinopteri, Cypriniformes, Catostomidae.